Molecule: messenger RNA, 945 nt
Organism: Triplophysa rosa
Lineage: Eukaryota; Metazoa; Chordata; Actinopteri; Cypriniformes; Nemacheilidae
Product: olfactory receptor 52K2-like
Exons: 1
Coding region: 1-945 (314 amino acids)
Biological process (GO): G protein-coupled receptor signaling pathway
Cellular component (GO): membrane
Molecular function (GO): olfactory receptor activity; G protein-coupled receptor activity
Source: RefSeq, a predicted model, not a curated record
AUGAAGAAUCUUUCUGGACAGAAUUUAUUUACAGACUUUAAACUGAAUGGUUUCUACAGCCUAGACGAAUGGAGGCCUUUUUUAUUCAUCCCUUUCUUUCUCUUGUUUGUAUUGUCUAUUUCUGCAAAUUCCAUAGUCGUAUAUUUAAUCGCAUCUCAAAAAUCUCUACAUUCUCCUAUGUAUGUAUUAAUAGGUCUUAUGGCUGUUGUACACUUGAUCUUGCCCAUAUUUUUUGUACCUCACAUGCUUUUCAGCUUUUUAUUUAACUGGAAUGGAAUAUCUCUAACUGGUUGUUUGAUACAAAUGUUUUGCAUUCAUUAUGUUGGAGCGUUUCAGUCUACUUUCCUUUUGUGGAUGGCAAUAGACCGUUACUUUGCGAUAUGCGAACCUCUUUAUUAUCAUAAAUACAUGGAAAUCCGCAAUUUUAUGAAGUUUGUUGUUGUACUGGUCAUCAGGAAUGGACUCCUGACUAUCACCAUGGUCUCUCUGGCUGGAAAGCUGUCAUAUUGUGUAACAAAUAUCAUUGAUCACUGUUUUUGUGAGCACAUGGCAUUGGUUCAGUUGGCAUGUGGUGAUAUAUCCAUCAAUAACCUAGUAGGACUUUUGACAGCUUUCCUUAUACCAACUGCAGAUUGUAUUCUCAUCAUUGUCUCUUAUGUUGUCAUUUUUGUCUCUGUGUUCAGAUCCGGUAAGGCACAAAUGAAGGCCAUUAAUACCUGCAUUACUCACUUGAUUGUUUUGACUUGUAGUUUGAUUUUUGCUUUGACUGCUUUUAUGUCAUACAGAACAAAAAAUAAUUUUUCUUCUAGUAGUCGUGUAUUUGUGAGCACGAUGUACAUAUGUUUUCCAAGUUGUUUUAACCCUAUCAUUUAUGGCCUGAGAACAAAAGAAAUAAGACAAAAGCUUCUGCAAUUUUUAAAUAAUAUAAAGGUUUUACCCCUGUAA